AUGGUUGUGAAAGCAUGCAAUCGCUGUCAUUCCGCCAAAGAAAAAUGCACCUUCAUAGGCAGUGAUCAGCAAUGCACAAGAUGUCGACGCUUGAAGAUUCCAUGUUCCAUCUCGCGUCGCAGUGGGCGUAUCGGGCGCAGACCAUCCGCCAAGGCAUUCCCACAUGGCCAAAUGCAGGUCUGGAGCGUGGAGACUCGAGAACAGCCCAGCGAGUCCGAAGCAAGCAGUAGCAAGGCCACAUCGCGUGCGCCCAGCCGAGGGUCCGAGUCGGGCUCUCAAUCUGAUCUCACAGAAGAAAUGUGUACCCCAAAUAAUAAUAAUAUCAUGAUGCUGUCGCCCGAGCGACUCAUCUCUUGUCCAAAGAAACUGCAAACAACGGCCGAUGCGCUUCAAACGGUCUUGGACGUGGAACAAUUUUCGGUCAUCCAUACGCCGUUCAUGCUGGGAUCCAGUUUUAUACCCGAAGCACAACGAACCGUCUAUACCAUUUUGUCUUUAUCCGGGCCGACGUUGACGGAGGGAUAUCUCGCUUUCCUGGGGUUGAUGACUCGGCACCAGAAAUCACUGGUUCUGCGCCCACAGCAACCCGAUAUGCGCAAGGCGGCGAAAGGGUUGCAGCGCUUGCGGGACGUCACCAUCCGAAACGAUUAUGAUGCGGCCUGUACAUUGUUUUUGGGUCAGACUAUGUACGUGUUCAAUGUACUCAGUGCCCCGUAUUCGAAUACCGCACAUUCUAUAGUUCGGAGUGCGCUUCUAUCGUCCAAGCCAUGGUUCCAUCGAUUGGUGCAAUAUCCGAUCAUGGACACCAUUAUCAUGACGCCGAUGUUGAUCGAUACGGUGGAAUGUCUGACACAUCGCGAAAUACCAAUAAUCCGAUUCCCUGAUACUGAACGAAUUAUUAUUGAUCGAUACGUGGGGCUCUGUGCGACUCUCUUACCUCAUCUUUAUGACAUCUGUGAAUGUAGUCAUGCGUUCAAGAAGAGCUUGUUAGAUGACAGUCCCACGUAUAACGGAUUUUAUGAGCAGCUUGCGAUGCUCGAGCAGAAAAUACAGGGCUGGGCACCCCCGACACCCCCUGAGCUGUAUAGCAAUUUCGGUCAACAUGAGGUACUGGCGAUGGUCACUCAGGCAACAGUCUAUCGACUGGCAGGACUGUUGGUUAUCCAUCGCCAUCGAUACCCGCUUGGAAUGGAAGACGACACAGCCAGGGUCCUGGCCGAGAGUAUCUUCUCUGCAAUGGAGCUAUUUGCCGAAUCAGCCGCUGAGAAAUCCACAGCCUUACCUAUGGUCUUCCCGAUAACCAUGGCGAUGCUGGAGAUUGAGGGACCAGGGGAAGCACUGCUAGAUCGGUUGGCAUCAUUCACGGUGCAAGCCAUGAGUGCAUCACGGUUGAAGGGAUUUGUGAAACAGAUCAGAACAGCCCGACAGACAGGAUAUGAGGGGGUCUGGUUCGAACUAGUGGAGACUCAGCUGCAAGUAGCGAUGCCGCCCUAG
Penicillium verhagenii is the source of this 1494-nucleotide messenger RNA. Its product is annotated as Zn(II)2Cys6 transcription factor. Gene Ontology annotation, molecular function: DNA-binding transcription factor activity, RNA polymerase II-specific; zinc ion binding. The coding region runs from base 1 to 1494 and encodes 497 amino acids. The record is from RefSeq and is a predicted model, not a curated record. Lineage: Eukaryota; Fungi; Ascomycota; Eurotiomycetes; Eurotiales; Aspergillaceae. Gene Ontology annotation, biological process: regulation of DNA-templated transcription. The transcript has a single exon.